UUUCUUUCGCCCCCUAUGGUGAACCUUCCCCUCGAGCUCUGGGACGCCGUGCUCGACCACCUGCAUGACCAGCCUACUACGCUACUGGGGACAGCCGCCGUCUGCCGUGCCUGGGUGCCCGCGAGCCGGUUUCACGGCUUUUCCGCGCUAUCGCUGUCCAUUAUCCAGCCACACAAGUCGCCCGAGGCCGCCGCGCUCCGGGCGCUGCAACUCGAUGUCCUCCUCGCAAGCCCACACGAGACGCUCUCCGCCUCCGUCAACACCCUCUCCGUCCGCGACACCCUCGCACCCGUCCGCCUCCGUCCCGACCCGACGCGGACCACAUUUGUCACCGUCACACUCCUCCAGCUCGCGCCGCGCGUCGCGCUCCUCCCGCAUAUAACGUGCCUCGCGCUAACGGAGCUCUGCUGGCCAUUCCUCCGUGCGCUCGGCCCGCACGUGGAGCACCUGUCGCUCGCGAGCGGCGCCGUCUGUCUUGGCCCGAACGUCCCGAGGCUCUGCGCCGCGCUCCCGCGGCUGAAGACACUCGCGCUCGACGGUGUGGCCGGCAUUCCGUUCCGGCCGGCCGCGGCGCGUGCCACCGGUAAUCUUGCGUCGGCCGCUGUGCCGUCGCUGCUACAGAGCCUUACCAUCCGCCGGUCUUCCAUCGCUUUCCUCCCGUGGCUCACGCUCGUUGGGAUGGACAAUCUGCGCAGCUUACACGUGGAAGAUCUGGUGUCAUACGAGCUAGACUGCCUUACCGGCUUCCUCGUCGCCGCCCCGAUUCUAGAGAACUUGGAGCUGACAUUCUUUACGAGCUGCGUGGAUGACAACGCGCUGACACUGGUGCUUGCGCCGCGUACAUGCCUCAAAACUGUCCGUGUACGCGGGUCCGACGUCCUGCCACAUGCAAAGGAUUCUAAUGAGGCUGAGUCUAAGGCAAGACGCGAAUCCUAUCAUAGUGUUGCAAGGGUGUUCUGA
This is a messenger RNA of Mycena indigotica, 960 nucleotides long. RefSeq lists its product as uncharacterized. The coding region runs from base 16 to 960 and encodes 314 amino acids. The record is from RefSeq and is a predicted model, not a curated record. Lineage: Eukaryota; Fungi; Basidiomycota; Agaricomycetes; Agaricales; Mycenaceae. The transcript has 2 exons.